Neohortaea acidophila is the source of this 1413-nucleotide messenger RNA. RefSeq names its product Peroxin 13, N-terminal region-domain-containing protein. NCBI's taxonomy places the organism in Eukaryota, Fungi, Ascomycota, Dothideomycetes, Mycosphaerellales, Teratosphaeriaceae. Gene Ontology annotation, molecular function: protein binding. Gene Ontology annotation, cellular component: peroxisomal membrane; peroxisome; peroxisomal importomer complex. The record is from RefSeq and is a predicted model, not a curated record. The transcript has 2 exons. Gene Ontology annotation, biological process: protein import into peroxisome matrix, docking. Bases 1 to 1413 code for a protein of 470 amino acids.
AUGGCUUCGCCACCAAAGCCGUGGGAGCGGUCGGCAGGCGCGACAUCGUCUGCAGCCGUGCCCAGUGCGACCACGACAACGGCAACAGCAGCCACACCAGCCGCGGCUACCACCUCCUCCGCCGUCCCAACCCUCCCCGCGAAACCUGACUCCCUCAGCGAGCUCGCGACCCGCAACGCCUCCAACUACUCCACCUUUAAUCGCACCUCGCCCUACUCGUCCGCCUACUCUUCGCCCUACGGAGGCAUCGGAGGGGGCAUUGGAGGGGGCUAUGGUGGAGGCUAUGGCUCCUACAGCUCACCCUACAGCCGCUUUGGCGGCGGCUUAGGUGGUGGCAUGUAUGGAGGCGGAAUGUACGGCGGCAUGGGAGGCAUGGGAGGCAUGGGAAUGCCCUACGGCGGAGGCGGCAUGUUCGGACAACCGGGCAUGAUGGGUCCGGACGGGCAACCCCAAAGCCUCACUCAAGCAUACACCCAGAGCACGCAAGCAACCUUCCAGAUGAUCGAGAGCAUCGUCGGCGCUUUUGGCGGCUUCGCGCAGAUGCUCGAGAGCACCUACAUGGCCACGCAUUCCUCCUUCUUCGCCAUGGUCAGCGUCGCCGAGCAGUUUGGCACCCUCAAGCAGACCCUCGGCUCCAUACUGGGCAUUUUCACUCUGAUGCGCUGGAUCCGCUCCGCGAUCGCCAAAUUGACCGGCCGCCCUCCACCCGCCUCUUCAAAAGAGCUCACCCCCGCCAACUUCGCCGCCUUCAGCGGCACCGCAGCGCCAGGCGGCGCCCCCGCCCAGCCGCGCCCAAGCCGCAAACCCUUCAUCUUCUUCAUCGUCGCCGUCUUCGGCCUGCCCUACCUCAUGUCCAAACUCAUCCGCGCCCUCGCCGCCUCCACAGAAGCCGAGCAACAGCGCCAACUCGCCAACGCACCCUACGUCGGCGCCGACGGCCAACCCGGCCAACCGCUGGACCCCAGCAAGCUCGACUUCUGCCGCGUCCUCUACGACUACACCCCUCAAACUACUCCCGGCCAGCAAUACCAAGAAGGCAUCGACCUGGCCGUCAAAAAGGGCGACCUCGUCGCCGUCCUCUCCAAAACAGACCCCAUGGGCCAACCGAGCGAAUGGUGGCGCUGCCGUGCCCGCGACGGCCGCAUGGGCUACCUCCCCGCGCCGUACCUGGAAGCCAUCCAGCGCAAGCAGCCGCAGGGCCAAAUUGCCGCCAAGAGCAAUGCGACGAGCCCUGCGGGCAGUCGCGUGAAUACCAUGACGGGCAGCGUGGAGAGUCGGGCGCAGAGUUUGAAGAUUACGGAGAAGGAGAAGGCGGCUGUUUUGGGGACGUCAAAGGCUGUGCCGGUGCCGGUGGGGAAGAAGGAUGAGGCGGUGUCGAUUGAGAGUUUGCAGAGGGGUGGGUUUUAUUCGUGA